UCCUGAUCUCACGGAUUUCAAAGUAGGUGAAACGGCAGACAUUUCUGGACUAAAUCCCGAAAAUCCGGAGUCAACAGAAAUUAGACAUAGUUCAGACCCAAAUCCUUGCGAAGGCGUGUGUGAUAAGGAGCAGGUCACUUUAGAAUUGACGAAACGGUUUCAGGUCGAAGUUUUGGCCCAGGUGACUGCCGAGGGGAUGGUUGCGGAUACGCUGUCUGUGAGUGAAGAAGGCGAUGUAAAACUGGGCCAGGCCGAUUCGUACUUAGCCUUCUGUUUCAGG
Messenger RNA from Sphaeroforma arctica JP610, 280 nucleotides. RefSeq lists its product as hypothetical. The record is from RefSeq and is a predicted model, not a curated record. Lineage: Eukaryota; Ichthyosporea; Ichthyophonida. The transcript has a single exon. The annotation marks the transcript as partial.